Molecule: messenger RNA, 4782 nt
Organism: Hyla sarda
Lineage: Eukaryota; Metazoa; Chordata; Amphibia; Anura; Hylidae
Gene: IFT80
Product: intraflagellar transport 80
Exons: 21
Coding region: 447-2786 (779 amino acids)
Biological process (GO): cilium assembly
Cellular component (GO): cilium; intraciliary transport particle B; centrosome
Molecular function (GO): protein binding
Source: RefSeq, a predicted model, not a curated record
AAUAACGGUAAUUACUACAGGCACGACAAUAAUUGACGGUUACAGAACUACUAGGCGGUUUGAGGGGGCGGGGCUAGGUUGCGGAGCAACGGAAAGAGACGUUUAUUAGAGGCGUGGCUAUGCAAAGGAUGGCUUAACGGGGCGGCUCCGGACUCGGUUGAUUGGUUGACGCCGGAACACGUGAUUAAUCAGGGCGGCUAUUUUUAAGUGUCAUAAAACAUCAGAAAGAAAAAAAAAAGAAAAGUUCUCCGCUGACAGAGCAAAGAGAUUAUGAUUGAUCUCGUGUAGCCAUCAAAGUCUCGCGAGCGGUAACCAUAGCGACCGAACGCGGCGACAAACCUGGAGGGGGAGCAUAGCUGAGACUGCAACAGGGAGAGAAGGCCUUAUCUGGUGUGACCCGGGGCAGGUAUCCAGUUACCUUACAGACACAUUUGAGUUUCUUUACAAUGAGGCUGAAGACUUCUUUAUUGAAAGAACCAAAGCAUAAGGAGCUGGUUAGCUGUGUGGGCUGGACCUCUGCGGAUGAACUCUAUUCCUGCAGUGAUGACCACCAGAUUUUAAAGUGGAACUUAGUAAAUGGCGAAACUUCUUUGGUUGUAAAACUCCCAGAUGAUACGUAUCCUAUUGACCUUCACUGGUUCCCCAAAAAUGUGGGCAGCAAAAAGCAGGGGCAGUCUGACAUGUUUGUACUUACAAGUUCUGAUGGGAAGCUUCACCUUAUUUCUAAGUUGGGCAGAGUUGAGAAAAGUGUAGAGGCUCAUUCUGGAGCAGUGCUCGCUGGUCGCUGGAAUUAUGAUGGAACAGCACUGUUGACAGCUGGUGAGGAUGGACACAUAAAGAUAUGGUCUAAAAGCGGAAUGCUAAGAUCCACAUUGGUUCAGACUGGUUUGCCUGUUUAUUCUGUUGCCUGGGGUCCUGAUUCUGAGAAAGUCCUCUACCCUCUAGGAAAACAGCUGAUCAUUAAACCACUGCAGCCAAAUUCCAAAGUAUUGCAGUGGAAAGCUCACGAUGGAGUCAUUUUAAAGGUGGACUGGAAUCCUGUGAAUGACCUUAUAUUAUCUGCUGGAGAGGACUGUAAAUAUAAGGUUUGGGACAGCUAUGGACGUGCCCUAUACAGCUCUCCAGCCCAUGAAUAUCCUAUAACCUCAGUUUCCUGGGCACCUGAUGGAGAAUUGUUUGCAUUGGGUUCUUUCCAUACUCUUCGCCUGUGUGAUAAAACUGGGUGGUCCUAUGCAUUGGAAAAACCAAAUACUGGUAGCAUUUUCAGCCUGACAUGGUCGAUAGAUGGAACCCAGGUUGCUGGAGCCUGUGGAAAUGGUCAUGUUAUCUUUGCUCAUGUUAUUGAACAGCGCUGGGAAUGGAAGGAUUUUGAAGUAACUUUAACUAAGAGACGAGCUAUGCAGGUCCGCAAUGUUAUCAAUGAUGCCAUGGACUUGCUGGAAUUUCGUGACAGAGUUAUUAAGGCAUCUUUAAAGUAUGGACAUUUAGUGGUUUCCACCGCUCUUCAGUGUUAUGUAUUUAGCACGAAGAAUUGGAACACUCCACUUAUCUUUGACCUCAAAGAAGGAACUGUCAGCUUGAUCAUGCAGUGCGAGAGGCAUUUCCUCUUAGUGGAUGGUGGCAGUCUGUUUUUAUACUCCUACGAAGGUCGUCUCAUCAGCUCUCCUAAACUUCCUGGUAUGAGAACAGACAUUCUCAAUGCACAGACUGUAUCUUUGAGCAAUGAUACCAUUGCAGUGAAGGACAAAACAGAUGAAAAGUUGAUCUACUUGUUUGAUGCUUUAUCAGGAAAACCCCUUGGAGAUGGGAAGCCUCUUGCACAUAAGAUUGAAGUAGUAGAGAUUGCUCUGGAUCAAGGAGGACCGGCAAAUGAAAGAAAAAUUGCAUUUGUCGAUAAGAACCGAGAUCUCUACAUAAGUACAGUUAGGAAGCUUGGAAAAGAACAGAGAGCGGUGAAAAUCGGUAGUAUGGUACACACUUUAGCCUGGAGUGACCUAUCCAAUAUAUUGUGUGGUAUUCAGGACAGUCGUUUCACAGUCUGGUACUAUCCAAAUGUAGCCUAUGUAGAUAAAGAAUUGCUUCCAAAGACAAUUACUGAGAAAGAUAGAAGUGAGUAUAGUAAGAGUCCUCAGAUUGUGAGCUUUGUUGGGAACAGAGUGACAAUUCGAAGAAGUGAUGGCUCCCUGGUUCACACAAACAUAUCGCCAUAUCCAGCAAUUAUUCAUGACUACAUUGCUACUGCAAAGUGGAAUGAGGCUGUUCGGCUCUGCCGGUUUGUUAAGGAGCAGACUACAUGGGCUUGUUUAGCGGCUAUGGCUAUAGCAAAUAAAGAUAUGUCAACAGCCGAAAUCGCAUAUGCAGCAAUUGGCGAAAUUGAUAAAGUUCAGUACAUAAAUUCAAUUAAAGAUCUGCCAUCAAAGGAAUCCAGAUUGGCUCACAUCCAGCUGUUCAGUGGGAACUUUCAAGAAGCUGACGCCAUUAUCCUGCAGGCUGGCCUUAUUUACCAAGCUAUACAGCUCAACAUUGACUCCUACAACUGGGAGAGGGCCCUCGAACUAGCUGUGAAACACAAGACACAUGUUGAUACAGUUUUGGCUUAUCGGCAAAAGUAUCUGAAGGACUUCAAUAAGAAAGAAACAAAUAAAAGGUUCCUGCAGUAUGCAGAAGGUGUUGAAGUUGACUGGGAGAAGAUCAGAGCCAAGAUUGAAAUGGAACUUGAGAAAGAGCGAGCAACUAUUGGGCCGGUAGGCCCCUCAGUCAGGAGCAGCAUUUCAAUACAGCAGUGAAAGGGGGACAUUUGGUGUUAUAAGGUGGCUAUUUGGCUGUAUGGUCGCCCAUGCAAUACAAAGAUGACAAAGCUGCAUGUGUAGAUUAACACUCUGUUCUGAGUGGGAAUCCCCACAAUGCCUUCUAUACGUCUUUAUAAGACAAAUAGAAAGGAGUUUUCUUAAUUAGACAACUCCUUUAACAAACCUGAACUCUGACUUUCUCAUUACUGAUAUACAUUAUGCACAUAUUUAACCCCUUAAGGACCCAGCCCAUUUUCACCUUAAGGACCCGGGCAUUUUUUGCACAUCUGACCACUGUCACUUUAAGCAUUAAUAACUCUGGGAUGCUUUUAACUUUCAUUCUGAUUCCGAGAUUGUUUUUUCGUGACAUAUUCUACUUUGUCAGUGGAAAAAUGUUGUCCAUACUUGCAAUUUCUUAGUGAAAAAUUCAAAAAUUUGAUGAAAAAUUUGCAAUUUUUGCAUUUUUUUUAACUUUGAAACUCUCUGCUUAUAGACAUAAGAAAUAAAUUAUAUAUUAAUUCGCAUAUACAAUAUGUCUACUUUAUAUUUUCAUCAUAAGAUUGACAUGUUUUUACUUUUGGAAGACAUCAGAGGGCUUCAAAGUUCAGCAGCAAUUUUCAAAAUCUGAAUUUUUCAGGGACCAGUUCAGUUUUGAAGUGGAUUUGAAGGGCCUUCAUAUUAGAAAUACCCCAUAAAUGACCCCAUUAUAAAAACUGCACCCUUCAAAGUAUUCAAAAUAACAUUCAGAAAGUGUGUUAACCCUUUAGGUGUUUCACAGGAAUAGCAACAAAGUGAAGGAGAAAAUUCUAAAUCUUCGUUUUUUACACUCGCACAUUCUGGUAGACCCAGUUUUUGAAAUUUUACAAGUGGUAAAAGGAGAAAAAGCCCCCCAAAAUUUGUAACCCAAUAUCUCUCAACUAAGGAAAUACCUCAUAUGUGUAUGUAAAGUGUUCGGCGGGCUCAGAAGGGAAGGAGUGACAAUGGGAUUUUGGUGAGUUUUUCUGAAAUGGUUUUUGGGGGGCAUGUCACAUUUAGGAAGCCCCUAUGGUGCCAGAACAGGAAAAAACAUGGCAUACAAUUUUUAAACUACACCCCUCAAGGAGCGUAACAUGAGGUACAGUGAGCCUUAACACCCCACAGGUGUUUGAUGACAUUUCGUUAAAGUCGGAUGUGUAAAUUAAAUAUUUUUUGUCUUCACUAAAAUACUGGUUUUCCCCCAAAUUUUACAAGGGGUAAUGGGAGAAAAUGCCCCAAAAUUUGUAAUCUCAUCUCUUCUGAGUAUGGAAAUACCCCAUGUGUGGACGUCAAGUGCUCUGCUGGCGCACUACAAUGCUCAGAAGAGAAGGAGUCACAUUUGGCUUUUGAAAAGCAAAUUUUGCUGAAAUGGUUUUUGGGGGGCAUGUCACAUUUAGGAAGCCCCUAUGGUGCCAGAACAGCAAAAAAUACCCCACAUGGCAUACUAUUUUGGAAGCUACGCCCCUCAAGGAACAUAACAAGGGGUACAGUGAGCCUUAACACCCCACAGGUACUUGACAAAUUUCCGCUAAAGUAAGAUGUGAAACUGAAAAAUUCAAUUUUUUUUUUCUCUAAAAUGCUGGUGUUACCCCACAUUUUACAUUUUCACAAGGGGUAAUAGAAGAAAAAGCAUCCCAAAAUUUGUAACCUCAUUACUUCUGAGUAUGGAAACUAGGGAUUGACCGAUAUUGAUUUUUUAGGGCCGAUACCGAUAACUUCUAGGCCGAUAGCCGAUAAAUUAUACCAGAAUCCGUAUAAGUUAUCGGCUAUUUCUCGCUACUUCUAAUGCUCAAAAGAGAAGGAGCACCAUUGAGCUUUUGGAGAGAGAAUUUGGUUGGAAUGGAAGUCGGGAGCCAUGUGCGUUUACAAUAUCCCCCCGUGGUGCCAGAACUGUGGACUCCCACACACACACAUUUGACCCCAUUUUGGAUACUACACCCCUCACAGUAAGCAUUUACACCCCACUGGCUUUUGACAG